AUGACUUAUUCUAUUAUGAUGAGGACAAUACAGAUAAGGAUGGAACAACCAACUAAUGUUAAUUAUAACAUAAGUUCGAAAGGAGCCGAGAUUGGGGAUAAUGAAUCUGAUGAUAAAAGUAAUGGUCUUGCAAGUUUCCAAGGUAGUGAUUCUAAUGAUGUUGGAAAUAAAAAUAAGCUGUAUAAGCAAUUCAAUGAGAAACAUGACUUGAAUACAACAAUGGUGCUUGUAGUUGGGGAGCAGUUUACAGAUAUAUAUUCCUUUAAAAGGGCACUGAAGAUUUAUGUUGUGCAGAAUGGGUUCAAUUACUUCUACAAACAUAAUGACAAGGGUAGAGUUAGUGCAAUCUGCAAGGAUAGCAACGACGACAUGUUACCCAUUGCAUUUGCAGUUGCCAAGGCCGAGAUCGGAGAGUCGUGGGAAUGGUUUAUUAACAUUUUGGGGCUUGGAACUGCAGUUGAAGUUGUGUUGUCACAUGUUGAGCAUUGUUUUUAUGUUCGGCACCUACAUGCAAACUUCAAAACGAAAGGCUACACGGGAAAAGCUUUUAAAGGUGAGCUAUGGGGGGCUGCACGGGCUUUCAAUAUUUAUGCAUUCGAGCACCACAUGCAGAAAAUCAUGUUGAUGGAUGUAGGUGCACACACUUACCUUAGUGGUGUACCUAGUGCAUCAUGGUCUAGACACGCUUUCAGCUAUCACAGCAAAAACGAUAUGUUAUUGAACAACUUGGCUGAGAGCUUUAAUGCUUUGAUUAAAGAUGCUAAGAGUAAGCACAUCCUGACUAUGGUUGAAGAUAUUCGUCGACAGAUAAUGAUACGCUUUCAACAAAAAAAGGAUGGAAUCCGGUCAACACAAUACUCAAUAUGCCCAAAGAUUCAGAAAAAGUUAGAGAGGUCAAAAAGUGAUGCAAUAAAUUGUAUUAGUCGGUGGCAGAAUAAAUUGGAGUUUGAGGUCAAUCACGUGUACGAUACACGGUGUAUAGUCAGGCUAGAUAACCACACAUGCAUGGCUUUUGCUAAAUAG
This is a messenger RNA of Corylus avellana, 1023 nucleotides long. Lineage: Eukaryota; Viridiplantae; Streptophyta; Magnoliopsida; Fagales; Betulaceae. The record is from RefSeq and is a predicted model, not a curated record.